UAUAAACAGCAAUUAUAGGCCCUCCUCUCAACAUUCCCAUUUUCUCAAAUUCUCUCUCUUUCUCUCUCCCCCCACAAAUGGCCUCAAAACAUAUAACCCUGGUUCCAUUUGCAUCCAUUUUAGUGCUUAUGUUGAUUGGAUUGGCACGCUGCGAUGUGAAUCAAGACAAAGCCGAAUGUGCAGACCAGUUGGUGGCUCUGGCCACAUGUCUUCCAUACGUUGGUGGCGAUGCCAAAACCCCCACCGUCGACUGUUGCUCCGGCCUCAAGCAACUCCUUGAUAAGAGCAAGAAAUGCCUUUGCCUCCUUAUAAAAGACAAAGAUGAUCCCUCCCUUGGCCUCAAGAUUAAUGGCACUCUCGCUGCUACCCUCCCUUCUGCCUGCCACUCUCCUGCUAAUGUCUCUGAUUGCAUCUCUUUGCUUCAUUUAGCUCCCAAUUCAUCAGAUGCAAAGAUGUUCCAGGGGUUUGCAAAUCUGACACAAGGCACUCCUGUAACCGCCGGGAACUCCACCGCUGGAUCAAGUUCAGCUCCAGAAAAGAGAUGGCCAAAAAUAGAGAUGGCUUUGGGGAUUUUAGUAUCCAUUUUCUUUGCUUAACACAUGUAAUUUUCAAUGUAUGAUAGCUAUGAUUAACAGAUUUCGUGUCGAAGAUGUUAAGUUUUUUUUUUUUUUUCAUUUUACUUAAAACAUUUUGAGGUGAUGAUGUCUUUUGCUUUAAUGUUGAGAUUUGUGACAUCUCUAUCUUAUCUAUCAUAUUAAAAUGUUUGUUGGGAUUA
Mangifera indica (mango) is the source of this 775-nucleotide messenger RNA. Its product is annotated as non-specific lipid transfer protein GPI-anchored 6-like. Bases 78 to 596 code for a protein of 172 amino acids. The transcript has 3 exons. The record is from RefSeq and is a predicted model, not a curated record. Gene Ontology annotation, biological process: lipid transport. Gene Ontology annotation, molecular function: lipid binding. Lineage: Eukaryota; Viridiplantae; Streptophyta; Magnoliopsida; Sapindales; Anacardiaceae.